Molecule: messenger RNA, 720 nt
Organism: Tetrapisispora phaffii CBS 4417
Lineage: Eukaryota; Fungi; Ascomycota; Saccharomycetes; Saccharomycetales; Saccharomycetaceae
Exons: 1
Coding region: 1-720 (239 amino acids)
Biological process (GO): positive regulation of transcription by RNA polymerase II
Molecular function (GO): DNA-binding transcription factor activity, RNA polymerase II-specific; protein dimerization activity; RNA polymerase II cis-regulatory region sequence-specific DNA binding
Source: RefSeq, a predicted model, not a curated record
AUGGAGGAACCGAUUGCCAAGCCAAAGGUUGGUGAAACUAUUGUAGCUGAUUCUGCUAUUGAUGACGAUGCUUCUCAUUUAGAGGAUGAUGAGGAUGCUACUGGCAAGAAAAAUGGUCAAAAGGAGAGACGUAAGAUUGAAAUUAAGUUCAUUGAGAAUAAAACGAGACGCCACGUGACGUUCUCGAAACGUAAGCAUGGGAUCAUGAAGAAAGCCUUUGAGUUAUCGGUGCUGACGGGGACGCAAGUGCUGUUGUUAGUAGUCUCCGAGACUGGGUUGGUUUAUACUUUCAGUACACCGAAGUUCGAGCCCAUUGUCACGCAGCAAGAGGGAAGAAAUCUGAUCCAGGCGUGUCUGAACGCACCAGAUGAGGAGGAAGAACUUGAACAAGAGAUGGAGCAUGACAAUGACGCUGAGGCUGGGGCACCUGGGCCAGCUGUGCAGCAAAUGCAGGCUCCGCAACAGCAGGUACAGCAACAACAGGCCCAACAACAGCCACAUAAGGCCGCAGCCUUGCUUGGUGUAAAAGAGGAUAUAGCGGGCCAGCAUCACGGCAGGCUGCCAAUUCCACAGGAACAGUACCAAGCACAACAGCUUUCCCAGCAACGACAACAACAACAAUUGCAGCAGCAGGGGCCGCGCCAGGGCCAGUACCUUAACCAGGACCAAAAUGCUGUAUACCAACAGUAUUUCCAAGAAAACCAGCAAAACCAUUAUUAG